CAGGAGUAGAGCUGAGGCGGUUCUUUUUUUUCUCUCUCUCUCUCUCUCUCCUCUCUCUCUCCCUCCUGGCUCGUUUGUUGUAACGGUGCGGGAUAAAAUCAGAUGAACGUGGGCAAGGACCACCAUCGCUGCUGCCGCCUCACAGCGAGCCCCCCUCACUUUCAGCCUGAUUGCCGGCGCUGCAUCCUGGUUGUGCAGCAGGAUAACGACGAGGUGGCGGAGAGCUGCAAGGCUCAGUGGCAGCAAGAAAAACGAGGAGGGAGGAGGGAGAAAAAGGAGGAGGGGCCGGCUUUGGUGAGCUAGUGGGCUUCCUCUGCCUCACAGACACAUUUUAUUGACUUGCUAAUUGGAUGAGGCUCUCGGAGGAGAGGAUGCAGUGACCAAGAGGAGCCGCUCUCCAGAGGAGGGAUACAGGCGAAAAAAGAAAGCCUUGCUCGGGCUCCCUGAAUCAGCCUACUUAAUCUCCUUUUUUCUUCUCCUGCAGACAUUACAACAGAUGUUGGCAAGCAUCUCAGUGACCCUUACGUCGGGCUUAUAAUUUUAUGGAUGACAUUGUCGAACGGAGGCUCCUGUUGCCAGACGCUUCGUGACAAGUGAACCAUUUUGCCUUUUUUUUUCCUGCUUUUUUUUCGCCAGUUUUUUUUUUUUAUUAUCUCAGGCUCAUCUACUGGAGCUAUUUUUAUCAGCCUUCUUUAAUAUGCCAUUUGAUAUGAACGGUAAUCUGAUGGCUGGAUGAAUUCUUCAUAAGAUCAAAGCUUCAUGGAGAUGUGAAUGGAUCUUCAGGAAGAGAAAAUGAAGUCCUGCCAUGACUGAGGUGUGCAGAUGCUGUGAGGUCAGAGAGCAGGUGCCACCGUGCUCAGGUCUGCCGUCUCAAUGAGCCAAGCCGGCAGCACGCAGAAACGCACCACCUACCUCAUCUCCCUCACUCUGGUGAAGGUUGAGGCCGUGCCAGAGGAUGCUGCAGGGAGCCAGACGGAGGGCCUUCCAGAGGGGGAAGGGAGCCCUAGGAAGAGGAAGAAGGAGGAGGAGGUAAAGGUGGAGGCAGAGGAGAACGAGAAGCAGGCUGUGAGAGAUGUCCCUGAGAAAGAAGGAUCUUUGUAUGUGGAAGUGGAGCAAAAAGAAAAGACACAGGUGGAGGAGGAAGUGGAACAGGUGCACGGAAAGAAUGAAAGCAGGGAGACGCCUGAGAGGAGGGAGAUGCAUGCGCCCCAGAAAGACAUUGUACCAUUUGGCAAGAGCAAAGAUGCAUCUUUUGCACAACCACCUGUAAGGCAAAUGGUCAAAGUGUAUGGAGGGACAAUGUCUGAGGGAAGCGUGCGCAGGGAGGGACCUCGCUCAGAUGCCUUACGCCCCAAGACAGAGCUCUACCGGGAGCCUCCCAUAAUGUUCCUGAAGGGUGAAAACGGAGCGGACUUGAACAGCCGCUCGCGCUGCAGCCUCCCCUUCACUGUCCCGUCGCAGAUCAGCCAGCCUCCUCCGGUUGUGAUGCGUUCUCAUGCAGCAGGGAACUCCUCUUAUUCCAGGGAGCUCAGAGAGACCAACACAAGCCUGUAUCACCCGGCUAAAACUCUGGAUCGCAGGGACAACCGCAUCGGGGACCAGUCUCCCUUAGUGGCAGCUACGACUCUGGGGCCUUACAGGGCGUCCUGGGCGGACAGCGACGGCAGAGGCACGCUCAUCCGGCCUGGAGCCCCCAUCAGCGGAAGCUUUUCGGGCGUGAUGGCCCGGGAGAGCCCUCAAGGGGAGAGGUACAAGGCGGUUUCCGUGUCUUUACCCGCGCCCCCUGCCCCUGACGUUUGCAGGCCUCCAAGGAAAGGAACAAGUUGUACCCUUGACAAUGUUGACCUGCACUCUUACUGUGAAGACCCGAGGAAGGCGAAGGAGAGCCAAGGAGGAACAAUCCAGCGGGCUCCACCUCCUCGCGAUCGCAAGAUGCUCAAGUUCAUCAGUGGGAUUUUUACCAAAAGUACAACGGGCUCACCAGGCGCCAACACCACACCUCCUCUCUAUCCAGCUGUGGAGAGGGGUUCGAGUGAGGAGGAAGUCGUUUGCACCAGCAGUCAAGAAUGGACCAUGAGUCAAGCUGUUCAAGAGCUUCAUCUGGGUGUGUUGGGGGGUCUGUGCAGCGGGAAGUCCGCCCUCGUCCACAGACACUUGACAGGAAGUUACCAGCCGGAGGAGAACGCAGAGGGGCGGCAGUUCAUAAAGGACGUGCUGGUGGACGGACAGAGUCACCUGCUGAUAAUCAGAGAAGAGACGGAGCCUCCUGGGCCUCAGUUUGCAAGCUGGGUGGAUGCCGUCAUUUUGGUCUUCAGCUUGGAAAAUGAGGCCAGCUUCCAGGAAGUUUACAAAUUCUACCACCAGCUUUCUCUGCAUCGGCCCGUCACUGAGAUACCUUUUGUAGUUGUUGGUACUCAAGAUAAGAUCAGCAGCACAAACCCCAGAGUGAUUGACGACGCCAAGGCGAGACAGCUGUGUUCAGAUGUGCGCCGCUGUACCUACUAUGAAACCUGCGCGACUUACGGCCUCAAUGUGAACAGAGUCUUUAACGAUGCUGCUCAGAAGAUCAUGGCAGCCAAGAAGCAAGCCGCUUUACUGGCUUCCUGUAAAUCUCUUCCCAACUCUCCCAGUCACUCUGGAGGCUCCACUCCAGUGUCUGGUGUCUUUCCAGGACAGGCCAGCAACGGCGGCCAGAGCAGCGAUUACUCCUCGUCUCUUCCCUCCACUCCUGUGAUCAGCCAUAAAGAGAUUGCCAGAACUCUGAGGGGGGAGAAAGGCGACAGCGGUAUGCCUGGGUCGGUCCGCAGCGUCCGCAAGCGCACACCCAGAUUUGUGGGACGGAGAGGCAGCGACUCAAACAGACGGAGUGCAGACUUUAAGGGCGAUUUUGGCAGCGGGCGAUUCAUCCCCAUCAAACAGGGCAUCUUGCUGAAGCGCAGUGGCAGCUCGCUCAACAAAGAGUGGAAAAAGAAAUAUGUCACACUGUCCAACGAUGGCAUCCUCUCCUACCACUCCAGCGUCAACGAGUACAUGCUGAACGCUCCGGGGAAAGAGAUGGACCUGCUUCGGGUGACUGUCAAGGUGCCGGGGAAGCGCCCCCCUCGUGCUGUGCCUGCAUGUGGACCCCCUGCUGGGCUCAAUGGGCGGGUUAAAGAUGUGCUGGGACCUGAGGUAAAUACAAGUGGCCUCAUGCAAGUGGAGGAGGUGGAAGGACUGGGAGGCGCUCUGUUCCUGAGAAGCAACAUUGGUGUCCAGCGCUGCCCGUCCACGCUGUCCAACCACGCCCAAGGCGUUGACUCUGCAGUCGAGGGAGUCUCCAGCUCCUCCUCUACCAAAGACGUCAACUCAGCCUCCCCACUGACCGACAGGAAGAAGCACCGCAGAAAGAAGAGCAUGAAUCAGAAAGGAGACGCAGCCGUGGGACAGGCCGACGCUAAACGGAAAAUGUGGAAGCUGAAAAGUUUUGGAAGCUCAAGAAACGUAAGCAAGACAGAGGAGGACAACUUUGACUUCCUGGUUGUGUCGAGCACUGGUCAAACGUGGCACUUUGAGGCCCAGAGUGUGGAGGAGAGGGACUCUUGGGUCCAAGCCAUCGAGAGCCAGAUCCUGGCCAGCCUGCAGCUGUGUGAGAGCAGCAAAAACAAGGAUCGCAAGAAUAGCCAAAGUGAAGCUGUGGCGCUGCAGGCGAUCCGCAAUGCAAAAGGGAACAACUUCUGCGUCGACUGUGAUGCUCCAAAUCCGACGUGGGCCAGCCUGAACCUGGGCGCUCUCAUUUGCAUCGAGUGCUCUGGGAUCCACAGGAACCUGGGGACCCACUUGUCCCGGGUCCGCUCGCUGGCCCUCGACGAUCUGCCCAGAGAGCUCACCCUUGUUCUCAGCGCCAUCGGCAACCACAUGGUCAACAGUAUAUGGGAGGCGCGCACAAUGGGGCACCGGAAACCAGCGCCUGACGCUACACGAGAAGAGCGGGAGUCGUGGAUCCGCGCCAAAUAUGAGCAGAAACUGUUUGUGGCGCCGUUGCCUCCUCCCACACCCAGCGAGGGCCCAGACAUCAGCAUGUCGGGCCGUCUUCUGUUGGCAGUGAUGGAGCGCAAUCUGCCCAAGCUGCUGCUUCUUUUGGCCCACUGCACCAAAGAGGACAUCAACGCCCCGCCCUUCCUGUCGCUCCCCUCCAGGUCGCUGCUCGCGCUCCGCCUGCCUGGCUCUGCCCUGCAUGCUGCUUGUCAGCAGGCUGAUGUGGUGAUGACGCAGCUUCUGGUCUGGUACGGCUGUGACGUGCGGCAUCGGGACGCUCAGGGUCAGACGGCGCUGGCUCUGGCUCAGGGCGCCGGGGGCCAGGAGUGCAUCGACGUCCUGCUGCAGCACGGCUGCCCCAGCAAGCCGGCCCCCGCCCUCAGCGCCACGGUCGGCUUCGCGUCGGCCGUGACGUCCAGCUUCCCCGCUGCCAUGACGCCGAGCCUGACGGUUGCCACGACGAUCAAAAUCACACAGAAGAGCGGCAGCGGCAACCCGGGCUACAGCACAUCCAGAAGAGCUGUGUCGUAACUGCAACGUGUUUCAAAGUGAGUGUGUGAAUGUGUUGCCGCUUUGCCGUCGUAGCGAGUCCUGUCCAUCCGCACGGACAUACUGACAGAUCCCGUCCACCUGGAGUCAGGUGAGACGCUCGGAGGGGUGCGUGUGGGUGUGGGGGUGCGUGUGGGUGUGUGUGCGUGUGUUUCAGGGAUGAAAACUGGAGAACACACUGUGCUGGACUGAUUUGUUUUUUCUCUUUUUUUCUGUUUUUGGCCACAUGUCUGUGCAUUCAGAUGUAAGUAGAAUGUACCGACCUGUUUACCAGAGUCACACCUGAUCAUGCAGUCAGUACUCGACUUUAUUCUCCACUCGGCUGUGAAUGGAAACCCGCCUGCAGGCCUCAAACAGCUUCUCUGAGCAGCUGAAGCCCAGAAGUAAAAGAACUGCAAUAAGUUUACUAAUCUAAGAGUGGGAUGUAUUGAGCUUGUAGCAUAAAAGAUUAUGGCUAUUAUUAAUUUUGACAGUGAAUGUGAGUUUUAGAUUCAUCAGAGCUUGUCAUUAAGUGCAUAAAUUAUGUUAUGUGUAAGUUGAUGUGAAAUAUGUUAGUGGCUGGAUAAAGGGGAAUAAAACAGCUGUAUAGAAAUGUGUUGAUAAAAUGGUGAAAUACUACGAAUUUAAAAGUGUUUAAUUUCCAGUUUAUUACUGUAUGAUUUGUACAGUUGUUUCUGUGUAUAAAAGGGUUACUCAUUGCUGUUCAGAGAUUAACUGUACAGAGGUUUAGUUCAGUUUUAGUUUCCUGCUUAACACAGAUUUUUUAUGUUUUGUCUGUUACUGGUGUGUCUGAUGUAAAACACUGUACAUACCGCAGUAGCUCAUUGUUCAAGUGAGUAUAGUAAGACACAUGUGUAGAGCUGUGAAAAAGUUUUCAUCCUCUUAUAGAUUUGUUUUGUUUUUCCUUUUUUUUUUUGUCGCACUUAAAUGUUUCACAUCAUCAAACAAAUUUUCUUUUCAGACAACCUAACUGGAUGUGAGUUUUUCACAUCGUUGUGGAGAAAGUUUGCCCUCUCUUGUGUACAGAAUCAUUUUAGUUCAGCCACGCUGGAGGUUUUCCAGCAUGUUUGAGGUCAGAAUGAAGCAAAUUAUUUGGAUUUAGGUUCAGACUUUGACUAGGGCACUCCAAAAGGAAACUUUUGAGUCACUCAGAGGAGAAGUUGCUAGUGUGCUUGGGAUUAUUGUUCAGCUGCAUAGCCAAAAUGUUUUUAACUCAGAGUGAAAGACUGAUGGCCCGACGUUCUCCCACAGAAUUUUCUGGUAGACAGAAACCUUUAUACCCUUAUAGCCCAAACCACCACACUACCACUACCACCAUGUUUGUCUGUAGGUAUAAUAUUCUUUUUCUGAAAUGUAACUGGACCAGCUGUAACUGGACCCACACCUUCAGACAGUUCCACUAUCGUCCCCCCAAAUGUUUUGCCAAGAGUCUUUGGGAACUUGUAGGAUGUUUUUGAUAAAUAUCAUUUACGUUGUUUUGGAGUAGCAGUGAGUUUCUCUUUGUCCAUUGUCCAGCCUCCUUUGAAUGAGUUUUUAUGUAUUUCUUGGUUCUUUUGUUAGCUCCUGGAUGAAUCCCUGAUGGCGUAUCGUUGGUAGGUUAUUCAUCGCCUAGGUGAUUCAUCGCCUUCCUGUUUUCUCCAUUUGCAGAUAAUGGCUCUCACUGUGGUCCACUGAAGUCCAAAGGCUUUGUAACACUUUUCAGAUUGAUAGAUGUCAGUGAUGUGUUCCUUUUUUAAAUCUUUUAACCUACUUCCUGUUGUCAGGCAGGUCAUUUUGAACUGAUUUGCGUUUUCCACGAGCUUCUGCAGUGAAGUGAGGCUGGUUACGUUUUCCAAAGAGUGCGGUUUGGAUACCUUUUUGUCCCCUCAAGUGAAAUAAUAAUUUGAAAACAGUUUUUCUAUUUACUCAUGUUAUCUUUGCCUUUGUCUGUGGAAAAUUUUAAGUGCGACUAAAAAGCAAAAACAGAAGAAAUCUGUAAAGACGCAAAUACUUUUUCCCAUCACUUUACAUAAAUAGGUUAAAAUGACUUAAUUUUUGACUGAAUGUAAAUAAACACUAAUGCUGACGUGUUUUUUUAGAGGAUAAAGUUUUCAACUAAUAUUGUUCCUGAUGUGACGACUAGAAAUUAAAGGUAUACUUUAAAUAUUCAGAGCUUACAAAUGUACAAAACAAGGCCUUCAAGUGAAGUUUCUAAGUGGCUGAAAACAGACGCACAGCAGAGGAAACAAAUCUAUAUUAUUAUAUAAUUAUCAACUCUGAUGCAGUACUGGGAGUACUUUUGAUGUGACCAAAAGCUGACCUUUUCUGUAAUGUACGCUGUUCUCUUUUCAUGGUUUGUUUUUUUACUCAUUUAAUAAAUCAGAAGCAUUCAUUAUCGAUAAGGUCGCUCUCUGAUGCUGUGCUGUUUUUGUAAGUUUCAUGUGUUCAGAUUUUAUUGACAUUUUCUGCCACUAAUAAACUGAACUCACACUUCAAA
This is a messenger RNA of Xiphophorus couchianus (Monterrey platyfish), 7039 nucleotides long. Its product is annotated as arf-GAP with GTPase, ANK repeat and PH domain-containing protein 1-like. The record is from RefSeq and is a predicted model, not a curated record. Gene Ontology annotation, biological process: negative regulation of neuron apoptotic process; activation of GTPase activity. Gene Ontology annotation, molecular function: GTP binding; GTPase activity; protein binding. Gene Ontology annotation, cellular component: nucleus. NCBI's taxonomy places the organism in Eukaryota, Metazoa, Chordata, Actinopteri, Cyprinodontiformes, Poeciliidae. The coding region runs from base 874 to 4545 and encodes 1223 amino acids. The transcript is spliced from 20 exons.